Molecule: messenger RNA, 5934 nt
Organism: Wyeomyia smithii (pitcher-plant mosquito)
Lineage: Eukaryota; Metazoa; Arthropoda; Insecta; Diptera; Culicidae
Gene: bif
Product: serine-rich adhesin for platelets
Exons: 7
Coding region: 471-5099 (1542 amino acids)
Biological process (GO): chemotaxis; neuronal signal transduction
Cellular component (GO): nuclear membrane; rough endoplasmic reticulum membrane
Molecular function (GO): microtubule binding
Source: RefSeq, a predicted model, not a curated record
ACAAACGAGAGAGCAGCAUCGAUAGCUGGACGGUGCAAGUGUCAUUCGCCUCGACGUUGACGACUUCAAACUUGUUUUUCCUGCUCGGAUUUUGCAGUUUAAAACUAUUGUUUUAUAGAUUCUAGUGCUUAUAAACGUAAAACGGUGCCCCUUUCCCUCGUUCUAAGUCCGUUUCCGGCGGAACACGGUGCCCUGGGCAGUGUGGUUUUGAAAAAAAGUACGAUGGAUAGCAAAAUCAAUAGUAACAAGUGAAAAGAGCAACAUUGAAGAAAAAAUACACACGCAAGCCAUAGAAAGGACUAGUGAAUGAAGCUUGAGUGAUAUAGUUUUUUUACCGCUUUAAACUUCUCGUCAGAGUCCAAGUAAGAGAACUGCGUAUAUGUGUAUGUGUGACUAACACCGCUAUCAGUAGUGUGCGAUCGCAAGCAAAUUAACAACUGCCCCUCUCUCCUGAUCAUCCUGACCAAAGCAUGAUGGCUGAUACUAACGGCAGCGGUGCCACCUCUGGAGCCAGUAUACCGGAGGUCAUUCCACAGUGGAAAAAGGAACUAAUCCAGCGCCGGAAGAAUCUGGCCAAAACGAUUGGUGCCGCCGCCACGCAAGUGCAUGACAGUGCUUCUACGGUAGCCGCCGCUCUUACUACGCCGACAACACCGAGGGCUGGUCCCUGUAUGCCCUUCGGUAGUGGUCUCAAAGAUCCAUCGGUAGAGGCACCGUCAGUUGCAGAAUGUACAACACCACCGGGUUCAGCAGUGGGCUCUUCCGUUAGCCCCGUUCCUUCUUCCCUAGAGCUCAGUAGUAAUAAUAGUGAUUCACCUGCUUCACCUACAGCCGCCUCCGUUUCAUCCCCGUCUUCGCUGUUCGGUGCUCCGGUAUUCGUAGGUCAUUCGCAUUCGUCACCACCGCAAGUGAAUGAACAGCAACAGCAGCAAGUGUUGGUGAAGUCAUUCGGUGGUCCCACCAACACCAGCACCACCAGUGCCACUCGAGGAACAACCGAAGUGCUGCUUGUUGUCGGCGGAACGUCAGCAGAGAAACAACCGUUGCACACUCAGUCACAUUCCAAUGACGGUACGGAGAGCACCAGCAGCAAUACUAGUGGCCACAGUAGUCGAUCGAACCCGAAUCUUCCCAGCAGUGCGUUGAGUGGUACACCAAAAGGUGGUGGUGGCGGUGCUCCAGCAAACAGCAGUGGUCCAGUGGGAAAGUAUGCCGCGGUCGGAGGUGUUGUUGGUGGUAUUAGUGCUAGUAGCGUUGAUUGUGAGCAGCUAACCAACAGUUAUAGCAAUAGUGAGAUCGCGUGGAAAUUAAAGAAAAACACUUCAAGUGCUUCUUCUUUGGUUAGCCCCAACAACAGUAGCAGUAGUGGCACCAAAAUGGUUGCAGCUAGUGCUGAAGAGAUAAUUUAUGAGAAGAGUAGAUUCGUGGGGGAAGGACUUGAUGCGGGAACGGGUACCACUGUAGACGUGGACACUUCAGAAGAAUUAAAGUAUGGACCAGGAAUUGUGUCGAAACUUCGCUGUCGAUAUUUGAGUCUAGCGCUGAGGCAAUCUGCGAACAAGCAGAGGCCAUCGCUUAACAGCAUGCGUCGAGCGACCAGUUUGAAUAAUUUGCUCGACGAGGAAAGUGAGGACUUGAUUGAUGAGAAGGAACAAUCGCAGGAUAAAUCUUACCAGCAGGGAAAAACUGGUCGUGAGCUACAACAUAAACAAAUGAACUUACAGCCGAAAGCUAAUACCCCGGAUGAAUAUAUUUCGACGUUCCAGAAAAGCGUGCAGAACAGUUAUACGCGGAGUGGCCGGCAAACGGAGAAGAAGAACGAGUAUAAUCGUUACAACAAACAGCGUGGUGCGGACUCGCUGAAACGGGCCCGAUCAGUUGAAGCGCUGGUGCGGUACGAUCACAAGGCCUGGGAGCGCGAUAGCCAAAAGGAAAACCUAUACAGCAGCAACGAUAGCAAUGUGAUCAUACUGGAUGAUAUUGGCAGCAACGGGAUCGCGACCGCCAACGGCAACGCCAUCAACAACUGUCAAACGGCGGCGAUGAACAAGGCCGACCUAAUAGUGGACUGUGUCACGAUCGAGGAAAAGAUCAUUAACGGACGGGAGAAAGGUGACCCAAAACCGAAACGGCUGACCUCGUUUAUCGAUGCGGACGAACGUCCCCCGCCAGAUGUGGUCCGGCAAACGAUGAAAAUUUUCGAGGCGAAUGCCAAUCGCAGAGGUCGACCCAUUGCUAGAACUAACGGAGCUGCCGGCGAAGUCGCUGCCAAGGUUGCCAGCUACAAGUCGAUUAUCUCACUGGAAAAACCUCCGAUCACGCAUCCAAAACCACCUCUAAGCCCGAAGAAGCCAAAUAUUAUACCACGAAACACUAGUCCCAAGUCGAACGGCAAUACCAACAACAAUAACAGCAACAACACUGCCAACGGUCUCAAAGAGAAACCGAUUCUGCCCAAAUUGGACAUAAACGCUAUUCGUUACAAUUUAGAAACAACAAACAAUCUAAAGAACUCCUCUGCCUCCUCGACGCCAGUGCAGACGCCUCCGUCGGCGGGUUCUAAUUCAAACAACAAUACAUCCACGCCGUUAUCAGUGCGAGUAGAACCAGCUUACCGUCUCAAGUAUGAAUCACCCGCCUUAUCGCCGAAUACAACCCAACACAAUAACAGCAAAGUCACGACAAAUACGACCAACCGACCGGAGAGUCCUCGCGUCUCAACCGCAACAACGGCUGUCUCAGCUAAUAUGCAAAAUAACACAAACAGUACUGCUCACACAUUCGUCGACUCACCAUCGAUGCAAGCACUUACGAGCAAACUGAACCAGCUGAAUAUCGCGACCUCAACCCCGACCAGUACCCGCUCGCCAACGCCGUCUGACCCAGCAAUUACAACGGCAACCGCAACGGCUGCAGCAGCAGCAGCAACAGCACCACCGCAAGUGCCGCCCCGCAAUAUUCUCCAGUACGCUACAAGCGAUGAGGAGGAUCCGGACGAUCCGGAGGACCAACAGCGUGAGUAUUCUAUAAACAGCGAUCACGGCAGUGACAGUCAUUCGGAUGACCUUGAGCUGGACGACGAACCGAUCGCGGACCAAAUAAAGAAGGUUUCCCGCUCAGCGAUGGAGAAUAUUUCCAAAGCCGGCAUUACGACGCAAUUCCGAUUCAACGGACAGUCACAGAACAAAUCGCAUCUCCCCUCACUGGCAGUCAGCAGUGGAAAUUCAACAACUGCAGUCGGUGCUGGUGCGAAACUGAUUGCCAGCAAGAAGCUGAAUGUAGAUGAUCAUCUAUCGUCGAAUUCUUCAUCGACGUCGUCAUCGCCGAUCACAGUGCCAGCAGCAGCAGCAGUAGGAGUGGCGGCAACAGUGCCGUCAGCCGUCAUCACCCAGAAGCCGCCCGUGCCACUGUCUCGGGAAAGUCUGGUGGCUAACGGGCUGAAGCCGCCGCCGCCGCCGCUGGCGGCUGCUAGUUUAACAAACAACAACCUCGGUAGUGUCAGCGCCAAUCAUAAUCUUAAUAAUCUAAAUAGUAGCAAUGCCAAUACUAGUGUUAAUAGCAACGGAAGCAAAAUAGUGAUAAAUGCCAACGUCGGCGGCAGCAACGGUAACACGAGUGGCAACGCGGAUGCCGCCUCCUCAGCCGCCGCCGUCGCAAGUGCUUAUAGCAGUGUAUCAUCAAGUGACGUGUCAAAAACUGUGAAUUUAACCGCUCGCGAGAUCGAAAAGAAUCAAAUCAAUCUGGAGAAAUCGUGUGAAGAAUCGGUGCUGAGUAGUGCUGCUACCGGUGUGUCGAAAGCGAACAACAAUAAUAACAGCAGCAGUAGCAACAGUAGUGCUAGUGGCGGUGGCGACGUCGGCGCAGGCGUCGGCUCGACGAUGGCAGCUGGCGGCACCAGUGGCGGAGACUUCUUCAUGGCCAAAUGGGGCUCUCCGGUGGUAACCCCGGCAGCCACUAGCAGCAGCAACAACAACAGCAAUAGCACCAGCAGUGGUACCGUUGCUCCACUGGCCCCGCUCAAGAAGAAGAUUAAGGCACCGCCGCCGCCCAUCGAGGCCAACACGAUGGUGUUCAAUUUUAGCGACCGAAAGGAUGUGCCGGAUUACAUCGAAAACGAUGGGAUUAUCCUGCGACCGAGGCCACGGGAAUUACCUAAGCCCGGCGAAUCCGGAUUCGUGGUACUGGGUGAUCUGACCCUCGAAACGUCCACCGAUCCGGACGAUUCAUGGGCCAUGGGUCCCCCGUCGCCGUGCGACGUAGAGUUCGAGAAUGCCAACAUUGUGAUCAACGGUAAAUCCAGUAUGAGAAACAAGACUAGUAGAGAUAACAAGUUUAAAAUUCAAUUUGACGACUCGCUAACCUCGACCUUUGAGUAUCCAUCGGAAACGUCGCUGCUGGAGGCGAACGGUUUCGGGGACGAUUCGACCAUCGGUGCCAACGGGCUGGGGCUGACGGAUGCGGGCAGCGGUCAGCCUGCCAGCGGUGGUGCAGAAGGCGCCGGAGAAGGAGGGGCUGGAGAUGGUGGUGGCGGUGGCGGUAUUUCCUUCGGGGAUAAUGGCUUACUAUCGCACAAGAACAACCUGCUUUCGUCGAUGCCACUGGAUUGCGACCUGCUACUUGGUUUAAUCGAGCCUGAUGCAGUUGGUCCAUUCAUCAGAUUCAGCGCCGAAACAAAUGCGGUGUACACUGCCGGUGUACGCCCAGGCCGCAUUCACAACUCGAUCACGUCACAGUAUAAUCUUACAAACCGUCAGCACCGCUGCGUCGCAAAGCGGUCAGGUUCAGCAGCAGUAUCAGCGGCCCCAUCGGUUUGCUUGAUAGUGGGAUUGCUGCUAGCAGAGAAGGAGGAGGAGGAGGAGGUGCUAAUGAACAAAGGCGGCAACGGCGGCGUCGAAGGCCUCCGGCAGGUUCAGCAGAUCGACCACGCCACUUGGCGAGAUCACCGGUGGUGGUUAUUAACACUGUAUCCAGCCAGCAACAGCAACGCCACAGCAAGGGCAGUGUUUCCACCGGGGAGAAAGUACACGAGAUUACGCGCAGCUUUCUGGCCCUGCACGGUGGCUGCGCUGGAAGCGAGUCAAUCGUGUGAUUCGACCUAAAUGGUUACUUGUCUCAUUGCGCAUUUUAAUUUAUCCGCCGCCAUUCAAUUCGUUUGACAGUACGCUUUUCAAUACUUUUACCGCGCGUAGAAAUGCAACCGCGCAGCUUAACUGUGCUUCUAGUGCUAAAAUUAUUGUCGAUGUAUACUGCAAUUUAUGAAUCAAAAUCAAAGUAACCACUUUUUCGUUUAUUUUGUAUUCACCUGAAAGUUCUCUUUCCGUCCAUCAUUCAAGCUUUCGAUCGUUCGAUUUCUCGAACUGUCAAAAGCUUUGCGAAAAUCAAACUUGUAGCUUUCUUGGGUUUCGUUUGCCAGCCUCAAAAACGUCAAGAAAGUCUCGAAAAAGCAUUUCUGAUCAAAACUGUUCGAUUCAGAACAGUUAUUCUCGGAUCGGAUUACUCUUCCCCCCUUCCUAAAUUAUUCCAAGGGGUUAAGAAUUUGUUACGUCUGUGACAUUUAAUAAUAACAAUAUUGUUACCCAAUAAAACAGGAUUUUAAUGCUUUCCCAUAUGAUAAUUUUAGCUGACAACGAUCGAUUGAUUCUUCCUAUCCAAAUUUUCUAUUAGUUAUUAUUAUCGUAAAACAAUGAUUUGCGUAUAUUCCCCCCUCUUGUCGCUUUUUUAUCUUAAUUUCCUUCUGUUCGUAUUACCCCGAGUAAAGUUCUGAGUUCUAUACCUCGAUUAAUUCUAGGCUCCGCUCCUUUUGCUAGUUAUACCCCAGUAAAGGCCGCCAUAGAUACAAACUUCGAGCUGGGCGUGACCCGGACCCCGUCGCCGUCAAGCACCGCCAGUAGUAGCACUGCCAGCAGCAACAGCAGCAGCAGCAGUAGUGUAGCA